AGAGAAUGUUUUAAGUGCAAUUUUGUUCGGGGUUGCAUGCAUAGCUGUCUUGUGCCCAUGAGGCACUGGACUGUACGCGCCUGAAAUGCAAGGGGAUAAAGAAUUCACUGCGGUAUGUGAGGGAGGGGCUGUCAGGCUUGACUCCAUGUCUUCUGAAGGGACGUCCGGACCGGAAGUGGACAUGAACGUCUUUCCCGCGCUCGGCUGUACAAGCGUACAGACUCUAGCACCAGGAUUACAGCCACCAAGCGCCCGCGAAAGGCGGGGCCGAGCUAAAACCAGCGGAAAACUCUCCUUCCCGGCGAGCCCCGCGGCGCGCCCCACGAGCAGGGGAGGAAGCCUGCGUGCGCCAGCGCAGUAGCGGGCCGCGCUGAAGGGGGCGGCUAGGCGGUCGCUUCGAGCGUGUUAGUUAGCUCCCUGAAGAGAGUGAGGGCGGUUGGGCGCUGGCGGUCACUCGUGCGUUCGCUGGUAAGCGCGGCGGCGGCGGCGGCGGCGGCGGGAAGUGGAGCGGCGGUGCCGAACCAGGUGGGCAGCUCCUCCGGGGCUGUCGGUCUCCGCCUGAGGCGUCUGUGGAAGCUCUCUGCGGACGUGGAGCAGCCGAUGGUCUGUUUUGCCGGGGAGGGUGGACACUGGUUUGGUUCUGUGGGCAGGUGGAGCCGGGCCGCGGCGACUCUCGUUGAACUGUCCGGGCUGAGGAGAGCGAAGCCUCCUUCCAGACGAGAGGUUCACCACCCAGGCGGCUGCCCGGCCCAGGACACGCGCGUUCGUUGAGUGAAUAAACGACGGUUCCCGUCGACCUCUAACCUCGGGUUUGGAUUUUUUGGUCGUUUGGUUGGUGGAUCCCGGCAUUACUAGAAUUGGGUUUUGUUCGCGUGGUGACAGCCUAAAUAGUGCUGCAGCUGUAACAGACAAUAAGUUAAUAUACAUUUUUUUAAACUUGAAGUCGGGUGGCCGUGGCGUUUUGGGGAGCUUAGUGGAAGGAAGCUACGACCGUAAAACACUACCUUUUGAGUAAAGUGUCCCCUUCCUGCUGAACUCUACGCUUGGUUGUCCACGACGUUUGAACUCAGUACCGACUCAGCUAUGUUUGUUUUGUGUCAUCACAAAACACCUUGCUUCUUCGGAGUUGGUGCAGUGUUCUCCAUCUGCUGGGGAAGACAUUGAGGCCGAGCCAGAGGCUUCGGCCCUCCCUUUCCUAAGGGAGGGGGGAGCCCGAGAUAUCAGUUGCUUUGAGCUUUUACCAUAUGGGACAUUUCGGUGUUACUGAAGCAGUCUAAAUCAAGUUCAUAAUGAAGUCUGGAGAAGAGCCAAGUUUUCCUUAAAAAUCCCAGGUUAAUCUAGAAGAGUUUCCCAGGGAGAUGCCCUUUGCUUCUCAGAUGUAAUGCACCUUGUGUUUAUUAUUCAACAGUGAAAAUGAGUCACACAGAGGUUAAAUUAAAAAUACCUUUUGGAAAUAAAUUACUGGAUGCCGUUUGUUUGGUACCUAACAAGAACAUAGCAUAUGGAAUAAUUCUUACACAUGGAGCAUCAGGAGAUAUGAAUCUUCCUCAUUUGAUGUCACUGGCAUCCCAUCUUGCAUCUCACGGGUUUUUUUGCCUGAGAUUUACUUGCAAAGGCCUUAAUAUUGUACAUAGAAUUAAGGCAUAUAAAGCAGUUUUGAAUUACCUGAAGACCUCCGGAGAAUACAAACUUGCAGGUGUUUUUCUUGGAGGUCGUUCAAUGGGCUCAAGAGCAGCUGCUUCUGUAAUGUGUCAUACUGAGCUAGACGAUGCCGAUGAUUUUGUUCGAGGUCUCAUUUGUAUUUCUUACCCACUGCACCAUCCAAAGCAGCAGCAUAAACUCAGAGAUGAAGAUCUCUUUCGCAUAAAGGAUCCUGUACUGUUUGUGUCAGGCUCAGCAGAUGAAAUGUGUGAAAAGAACUUGUUGGAGAAAGUAGCACAGAAAAUGCAAGCCCCCAGUAAAAUUCAUUGGAUUGAGAAGGCAAAUCAUUCUAUGGCAGUGAAAGGACGGUCAACAAAUGAUGUAUUCAAAGAAAUAAACACUCAAAUCUUGUUUUGGAUCCAAGAAAUCACUGAAAUGGACAAGAAAUGUCAUUAAAAGCCAUGUUUUGAAUAAAAGUACGGUUGGUUAAUUUGAUAAAGUACACCUCUCAGCAUUGUGAGAUGUAUUUCAGACUAAUGUUCUUUAAUGUUGCCCUAUUUUUGAAACAUUGUAUCGUGAAAAUAUCCUUUACAAGAUGUCUUUUGAAAGCACUGUUACAGUUAUAUGAAGAUAAUGUACAAAUAUUGAAGGUUGUCUAUAAUUUAUUUUUAUUAGUAUAGUUAAGUUUUGAAAAAUUAAACAUUUGCAUUUUGUUA
Molecule: messenger RNA, 2357 nt
Organism: Rattus norvegicus (Norway rat)
Lineage: Eukaryota; Metazoa; Chordata; Mammalia; Rodentia; Muridae
Gene: Tex30
Product: testis expressed 30
Source: RefSeq, a predicted model, not a curated record